Molecule: messenger RNA, 7567 nt
Organism: Spirometra erinaceieuropaei
Lineage: Eukaryota; Metazoa; Platyhelminthes; Cestoda; Diphyllobothriidea; Diphyllobothriidae
Source: the annotation of a GenBank genome assembly
AUGGAUCAACGCAAAACAGUGAGUACUCGUCGUUCAUGAUCACUGUUCCACUCCAGCAGAUAUGUUAGAGGGGUAAUCAACCGUCAACUGCAGCCAGAGUUAUUAGUUAGACACAUAUAACGAAAACGUAGUCAGCUAAUUAGAACUCCAUGCUUCCUGUAGUAAGCCAAAGGACCCUUAAACACUGUUAAAGACUCGAUAAGACCCAUCGAUAUCCAGGUCAAAGGGUGACGAACUACAUUUUAAUUAGCAAGUCAUCGUCAAAGGAUCAAAUCUGCAGUUCUCCGUUGAUUUGCUAAGACCCGACAACUGUUUGGAGCAGACGAAUGGUGAACAUAAAUAACAGAGAAUCGUCCGACCUCAAAACGACUAAUUAGUAACAGUAUAAACUAACUCUAAAUUCAACUUCCGCAGAGGUUACUUCAGAACAAUUUCAGUGAGUUUCCUGUUCAGAUAACGCCUACGUUCAGUAGGUAUUUAUGCGUGUAUGUUGUUCAAAGCGGGAUUGGCAGUUUUCAUUAGGCCAUUGGCUACAGGGUCCGUGUCCUGCGCUGCUGUUAGGGUUGGCUGGAAAGCAUCCAAAAAGUGACAAACCAGAAUAAACUCUACACGAACUUCCCUCCGAAGUACUAUGUACGUAGGUGUCUAUUCCCGCCACUUAGGCGUGUGCUGUACCGAACGCGCGCCGUGAGCGGCACUCACGCACACGUGCCCUCAAAACAGAUGAACUCAUCAGACCCCCCAGUGCCGUUCGCUUGCAGUCAGCACAUGUGCCCACGAAGGCGACGUGAUGGCUUUCAGUCCGGGAAAGUGCUUCCAGCGAAGUGCAGCACCACAUGGCUGGUAGCACUAUUAGAGGAGUACGUAAUUCAACCAAGAAGGUUGGCAUACGCAAAAAUAAGUGUUUUACGAGACACUACCAGGCGGGAGUCAAGUCGAGUGAGGUAGACGAUGAAAUAGGCAAACAGACAGGCUUUGUAAGUGAUUAGGUACAUUAGCAGAGCCUUGAAAAACGGGAGGGGAAGGAUGGAAGUUGAAAGUCUUCAGGCCUCUACCAGACGGGGAGCUCCGCAGCAAGGGUGGUUGUAUUUCUACUGCGUUCUGAAGUUUCGAAAGCAGGACACCCUUGAUGCGAAGCUCCUCGUCUCUUCUAUCGGCCCAGCAUAGGCAAGUGGUUAGUCCUAGGCUGCCCAAACAUAAAGAACGCAAAUGAGGCUGGGAUAGAGCGACCGUAUCUCUGCCUUCCGCUUAAUAUUGUGCAUAAAUAGGCGUUCUGUAAGUUCACAAGGCGUGAAACGGACAGAAGUAGUAACUUGUAAACUGGUAAAGUAUUCUUUACAAUAGUUGAUAACUUGGUCAACAGACUCCGCAUCAGCGGCAGCUUAUAAUUAACCUUAAUUAAACAAAAUCUAUACGUAGCGGUCGCGCACCGAUUUUCAGCCUAUGUCUGCAAAAUUGGGCAAUCAGCACGCACCGAAAACAGGGUAUGUGAAUGAGCAGCAGCUCGUUUUUUACCAUCAGGAUUCCCAAUAAAGGUGUCUACUGGUCGGCAUAACACGAAAGAUCAUCUAAUGGUUAGUAAAAGUCCGCAUGGGAACUGUAAGAGGAAGAAGCCUUGCCGUCCACGAGUGUUUUCAAAGCCGUGCAGUCUAGUUUCACAGACGCUUGACAUAGUUUGCGAGUCUGGUAGGGAUCAUAUACGCAGGACCACUUGGCAACCUUACACAAAAGGGUCCCUUUUAUACGGGAAUGGUGUUAAGUGGGGGUUUUAUAGGUGGGAGAAAAAUCGCAACAAGAAGGAAAAUUCAGAAGAGCGCUUGGCGAGCAUACGCGUGCCUUCGAUAAAUUCCCAUCGGGCCUGUACAUUUAUAUGGGAACAAGGUACAAACUGAAACGUAUGAGGGAUAAGAGCAGUCGAUUGAGCUUCGUCUUCUCAUACAAACGGACCAUAUGAGUAGAGGAGAGGGAAGGGAGGUGAGAGGAAGCAGUAGGUGACAGUGAGAGUUAGGCAGAGCCAUGUACAAGGGCAAUACACAAACUUUUACAGUUGUGCACUCCUCCAACAGAAACGUAAUCUAUAACUAGUCCCAAAACUAACCCCAACGCUAACCCUCAGACUAACCCCGACCCUAACCCUAAAACUAACUCUGAAACCAACCCUAACCCUAAAACGAACCAAGGGUCGGAUCUUAUUUCGUAGCCGUACCUGCAAUAGACAAGCCCCGGCCUAACCUCUAACCCUAACCCAAACCCUAACCUCAACCUCUAACUCCUAACCCAAACCCCUUACCCUUACCCUUAACCUCUAACCCUAACCCCUAGCAGGUACGGCUAUGAAAUUUGAUCUUACCUAACUAUAACCCCCAAACUAACUUUAAUCCCAUAACUAAUCCCAGUCAAGCCUAAACUAUAAAACCAGACCCCAACCUAACCCUAACACUAAAAAUAACCCCAACCCUAACUUUGUACUUCGGCCUAUCACUUUCCGCAAACUAAAUCCUAGUCUCCCACCCCAAACCCCAGCAAUAAACUCAUGAACAAAAUCUAACCCACACAGCAGCCCUAAAACCAACUGAACGGCGGUAACACCCUAAUACGGCACGUCCAUAUCCUUAGAUCCCCUCCAAACCCUUACUCUGUCCUCUAACUCUCCCAGCACAAAUCCCAUAGUCCUAGUCUCAACCACUGAGGCUUAACAGCGACACAUACAGUAGCUUGAAGAUCGACCUUAGUGAUUCCAUAUCACAGUAUAACAUGCCUAUCUAAGUCACAUAAGUAACCAACUAAAUAGUAUAAGAGUGGGUUCCUGCACAUUAGAUGAUUAUCGCGGGUUCAACCAAGUUGAAAGCUUUUUGUUGAAAUGGAUGGGCGUUGCGAGCCGGUAAGAAGGGAAUAUUACUAAAUUUGUGCGGCUGACAAGGAUGUUAAGCAAUUUCAGGAGUCGGCGGUUCCUUCGCGUCCUCUACCAAAAGUUCCUGGCUCUAUGUAUGAUGCAUAUUCUCGUAACAUUGGGGGCGCCCAAAACUCACGUAGAUACCCGUUUACAUUUGGAGGAAGCGGAUGGCGUUGGUGCAGUAGAAGAACAGUGCCAACGAAAAUAUAAUCUGGAAAUACUUAGUUAUGAACACCUCCCAGCUGCAGGGGAAUAUCCAAAAGAUGAAAGUUAGGUAAACUGUAGUUUCACUGAAGACUGGAUGUACUCUCGAGCAUGUAUCAGUGUUGACGUGCUUUUGGUCCGCCGAUUUUUCUUCUAAGAUCUUUUGCAUGCCCAGAUCUAGACCAGAUAUUUGACAGUGUCAAUAGGAUAGAUGAAUUAAACCCGCAACUUUGCUUUAAAGAAGUCCCAUGAACCAACAACAGGGAAACCCCUGAAAGCUCUAAAGGCCGCGUUUGUACUCAACAACUAAACAAGGGACAUUUACGUAACCAGUCAUCAGCUGACAGAACAGACUACCCAAACAAGUAACUAUGCAUUUGUAGGACACUGCUGAACACUCCAGUAGAUAACUGCGCCUUCAUAUUUGUGAAAUUUCUUGUGGAAGAGCAGAAUAGUAUUUGAAGUUUUCUAUGAGCAGUGUUCGCCCAUCAAUCCUGAUUGCAGAACAGAACACUGACUUUCCGUUUUAACUUAGAAUUCUGAUCUACAGCCAACGUCAGUGUCAAUGAAACGUUGGUUGACCGAAAAUUGAAAAAGAUUACCGACAAAGACGAGGAAUACUGAAAUCACUAGUUCCAACAUAUUUGCAAUCAUCGGUCCGCCCCCAGGCUGGCUGCUUUUCGGGAUACGCAAAGUCAUACGACAUGUGACGUUCACUGAACGGACGUGGUUUUAGGAGGAUGUAGGAGUGUGCCCUUUUCAGUGAAGCGCUGGUCUACAGCCCUUGAAGACGAUCACGCAGCAACAAGCAAUGCUUAGUUAAGUCAGAGAAUUCCCGAACAGUUGCAAGCCCAGAGCUACAUUUUUCGGUAAAGCGUUCUUUGCGCAAAAGCAGGGGGAUGUCCCAUAUAUUCGCUGACAUGUGUGCUUUUUGUCUUGGGAGAGAAAGUAGCCUUGUAUAGUGCACUAAGUGUAGCCUUUGUCACCAGAUUUGGCACGGUAGGCAUAAGCUAUUUCAAUUUCUAACGGAUGUCAGUGAACACAAAUCGACGCUGAAGUUACGAAUCCUGUGCAAAUUAUACCUCUGGCUGCCUUGGGAACUCAGGUCGAGACGCUGACAUUAGUUGUAGGCACGUUAUUGGAUCGGACGGCGUGCUUUCGUGCAUGCAGAAAUAGUUAUCUCAUACUGUGCUAGCGGUCUGACACAGUGUGCAAUUUUUAUUUGGUAUAGAGUUCAUACACGGCUCAGAAGCAUGAACACGACGACAUAAUAGAGAGACAUUGACUGGAUACUAGUUUCCAAAAUUAGAUUUAACAAUGCAUCCGUGUGGAGUUGGCUGAGCACUCGUCAAAAGUGGACUCCCUCGAUUUCUUCUUCCUCUGAUGCAUGUUGAUCCACCUUCAGUAGAAACGACUUAAAUAGAUUACCACGAACAAAUAGACUGCAGAGGAACUGAUGGGAAUGUCUCAUUAAUGACCUCUGUCUAGCGCAGUUUCGCACAGUACAUUUAACGAAGUGUUGUCAGUCAGGAAGAACACAUUCAGCAAAUCACGUAAUGCUAUUAAGCAUAGCUUUUGCAGUAGGUCAAAAUCAACGAACUAUUUUUGUGUGAAGUUACUUAGAGUUUAAGAUUUUUGACCACCUUGUCGGAUAUUUUCCCUUAAUUCCACAGGAUUUUCAUAAUAAAAAUAGUUCCCUUAGAAGAAUAAUAUUACACUGACCUUUUCGCGGCUCUGCAGGUGAGAAACUGCGCUUAAGUUGAGGUAGCAGUCCGAACUCAGCCAAGAUAUGGCUGUCCAGUGCGGAGGCCUGGAUAGCACACUGAAUAGUCGCCUCAAACUACGCAGAUGAGCCGGUCAGCCGCAUUUCCGAAAUGGAUGCGACUCAUGAUCGAAAGUUCUUCAGUAACCCGAUCGAUACUAAGUUCACAAAGUAGGCUCAUUUCGUAGGCAGAACUACUUAAGGCAUGUGACCUUGAUUAGUUGAAUUUGGAGAACCCAUCGACAUAAAAGGUGCAAAAUUUAAUAUAAUCCGUUUGUAAACAACACCACCUACUAAUGGUAGCCAGGGCUGAAGAGAAAACAAAUCAGGUAUCCUUAAGAGAAGUAUGAAUACCAGUCAGAUGACGAUGCCAUCACCAGACAUCCCGUCUUUGUCCACCAGUAUUUCCUUCAGUGAGGCGAUAAGUUAAUUAUCUGAGGAGAUUGUUAAGCAGGACUUUUCAAUUGCCAUAUCAGUUUUUACCCUAAAGGAACUGCUCCCUCUCCGCAUAUCACAUGCUAACUUCAGAUUUGAGGACCAGUUCUGCCGCCACAUCGACGAUGUACCGAAGGAAUCACCCCUUGAAUCUCUACCAGCGAUUACUUCAUUAGAAACCUGAGAAGCAAAUUCACUUGUCUAUAGAGAGCCUAGAUUCCUAUGUCCAAUAUGUUAGUGUCAUCUUCUUAAAGGCAGGUGAGGGACAUGACUUAGGCGCCGUCAUAGAUAAAGUGAGAAAAGGCACUUUGCCUUCCUGGACAGGACAAAGCACACGGCGACGACCGGAUGCGUAAGCCUUACUUUUUAUUACUGCAACCUGUCCGCUUAUUUGAUUUAGGCAGGCAUGACGCAUUAGAGUUACGUUUCCGACUAAGUGCAAGGAACUAAUUAAAUUUAUGAUUAAGGCUGAGGCCAAGUUAAGAAUUUGGGUUAGGGGAAGGGCUGGGGUUAAGUUUGUUGGCCACAUGCCAUCUCACACAAUCCGGCCUUCCUUAACCGGUGACCUUGAAUUAUCUGCUUUCCGCUCUUUUACAAGCUCUUAAUUCACACAUUUAGAACUGCGCGGUCUGUUUCGGCACCUCUUUGGAGUAAUAAAACAGACAUAAGGCAGGAAUGCGAGUUUUCUCGAUGACUUCCACAGAUUCCGUUAAUUGCUGCGUCCAUCUGCUUUAAUGAUGAAACUAAGAUUAACAUUCAUUCCGUAUUGUAGGAGUCCCUGGGCUUUUUUCCCCAGUGGGAUCGCAUACACAAUCUCCGUCAAACACCUUAGUUCCCCUAAUUCAAAAACAAAGGGCAGUUUACUGCCUUCCCAACCGAAUUAGAAGGUUAUGUUCUGAAGACAGGCCGGACAAUAAAUUCGCCUCCAUGUGAAACACUCUGCGGGAGGGAGCCUCUCCUUAAAUGUUCCUCUUAAGGCAUAUGGAGAACACCCAUAAAAAACGGACGUGCUGAAGGGUGAGGAGAAAGAGUUAUUUCUCACAUCACUGUCUCGAAUGUACCCCGUCAGUCAGGCAGUCGUUUGGGCUCUGUUAUUGCACUCAGGUAUCGAACGUCCAAUAUAAGACUAAUCUUCCCAAGGGCAGGCUGCUAUUUCAGCCUGUGUCUGCGUCCCUAUUUCUUUCCGUGAAGCAGCUUUUGCCGGUCGAAGGUCUAGAUGGCUAUCCAAGCGAAUACGAGAUUAGCAUCCUGUUGGGCUAAACCCAAACAUGAGAAAGCCCAUCGGUAGCCUAAUCGUAGCUCAUGUGAUUGACAGCGACGCCAUUCAAGCAUUGUGAAUCAUUUGUAAUGUACCGGUGAGAGAUUUUAAACUCCCGCGUCAGCGAAUACUUGCGACAGCAGAGGUGGUGAUCAUACGGUCAACAAACCCAACCAUGUGCUUGCGGAAGGCGUUCAUUCAGGCCCUCCGGUUACCCUGGCCAAAACCGAACUCUACAUGUUCCUCUCCCUCACGUUCUAAUGAAGAGACACAAACGCACCUCAGUGAUACCCUUCCCUUCACCCUGACCUCGAAAGUAAACCAUUAUCACUCCCCUGUCCCCUAUCGCCCUUGACAUCAACCCUUCUUGAUUUAUUUUCCUCCUUGACUCCCUAGUUCCAAAGUGACAGUUGAAAACAUCUCAGGUUCCAGGUACGACUUUAGGGUAACAAUUGCGGACUACACUAAAUCGCCUAUAACAUUAGAUUUCCCAGUCGUUUAGGAUUCUAGAAAUCUCACUUUGAAUCUUCUGUAAUUUCAGCUUAACUUGUAGCGACUAGGCGGAGCGUGUGCUCAGUGCGCUACAAUCAUCAGCUCAAAUCCAAAGUUUUAAAGCGAAAACAGCAUUUACCAGAUUGAUGGGUUUAUUGUAUACAAAACCCAGGAUUGUCCUCUCAGGCGGCAGUGGCCGUUGGCGAAGCCAGGGCUGGUGCUGACUUCGUCCAGUGAGGCCUGAGAGACCCUGGGACAGUGGUGGUAGCCGCUUUUGUAGGCUCAUGGGCCAAGCCCAAGUGGUCUCCAAUCGGCUCCCUUUUCCUCCUACUCCGCUUCCUCCUCUUCUUCUUCCUCCUCCUCCUCCUCCUCAUCCUCCUCCUCCUCCUCCUCCUCCUCCUCCUCCUCCUCAUCCCCCCUUCAUCCCCCAUUUCUUUCAUUCCUCUUUUUUUUCUUCCUCCUCUACAUAUAUUUCUUCUUCAAACCCCACGCAACCGACGCUCAAUUAUCCUUUAUCCUUUAG